Messenger RNA from Nicrophorus vespilloides, 1875 nucleotides. RefSeq lists its product as uncharacterized. The record is from RefSeq and is a predicted model, not a curated record. The transcript has 2 exons. NCBI's taxonomy places the organism in Eukaryota, Metazoa, Arthropoda, Insecta, Coleoptera, Silphidae. The annotation marks the transcript as partial.
AAAGAGAAAGAGAAAAGAUGUUAUUUUAUUGAAGGGAGAAAGAGAAAGAGAUAGAAAGAGAGAGACAAGGGGUUGUUUUUUGGGGGCCGCCAGAAUGAACCAUGGCGCAGAUACCGUCGCCGCGCCUGCGUCACUACAGGACGAUGACGGCGAUCUGCUUCGUAUGCAAUCUGCCGAUCCUGUCGCACCAGGUGGGCCUGGUGUGGCAAGGAGGAAACGGAUGGGACGACCUGGUGCGAGAGCAAGUGGAAGAGUCGACGCUGAAGCAGAGGUUGGGCGGACGACGGGAUUCGGCGGCGCAGAUAUCGAGCAUCUCGCCGCCGACGGAGACGCAGGAGACGUCGCCGCCGACGACGGGACCGGCGCGACGGAGACGCAGCUCGCUCGCCCAGCUGACGGAUAUCCUGCGGGAAUGGAGCGGCGGAGGGUCGACGAAGACGAGGAGGAAGGCACCGUUGAGCAGGAGGGAGACGCUCGCAGAUCUGGCGAGAAGCCUGCCCUGGGGACGACAGACGACGACGGACGGAGGAGGAGGAGCAGCGGCCGUCGCUGUUGCUAGCGUAGGGCAGCACAGCAGGAAGAGGCGAGAGUCGAGCGCCGAUUCCGGGAUCAAGAGCAUCGGCACCAGGUCCAGACGCGAUUCGCAUCAAAACAACAAUAACAAUCACACUGCGUUAUCAGACUUUCGCACGGAGGUGGCCAAACUGUGGCAGAGGAGGGAAUCGAACGCGACGACGACGAUCAUCACGGCGAGCAGUCCGCCGCGUCGCGGGUCCGGAGAGUCGAACAGGAGCGGACGCAGGGAUUCGGUGAGCCACUCGUACGGGACGUCCAGACGCGGAUCGGGUGAGAGCAGCCGCAGCGGACGUAGAGAUUCGACCACGUUGGCGACGCCGCCUCCACCGAAGAUCGUCGGGGCGCACAAGAAGAGACGCGAUUCACGCAACACACUCAACGACAGCUACGGCCACAAGCAGGACCAGAGACCGUCAACGUCUUCGACGGAUUCUGCGCCUGUUCUGCAGGUGCCCACGCAUCUCACCACCAGCAGCUACACGGACAUGGGCACGCAAGCUCUGCCGCCGCCCACGAUCAUCAUGUCGAGCGUUACGCCGCCGGCGACGUCGCCCACCGUUCAAGCAACGACACCGACGAAUCCGCUUCUUUCGACGAGACGCGAUUCCACCACUCAGUGCGGACGUCUCGGGCGUCGCGAUUCUCGCAGCCACGCGAGUCCGGAACGCCGUAACUCGCGUCUGCAGCGUCAAAACACCGCCUACGACGAGAGCUGUCUGCCGCCUCCACCUUCUGGCGGCGGUGCUUGGGGCAGACGCGGAUCUCAGCCGACGCUCUCGCCGGACGUCGACGACACCGGACGCAAGUCGCGCCGUGACAGCCUCAGCCCGGACUCUGCCUCUCGAGGCGGCCGUCGUGACUCACGCACCCAUCUCAGCCCGGAUCGUUCAGGCGAGAGAGACAUCAGCCCGAUGAGACGUAGCCGUCGUCUCCGUCGGCAAUCGACGAGCAUCGCAGCGGGACGUGGAGGACCUCGUUCGCCGGACUCCUCCAGCUGCUCUUCGCGCGAUCCCAGCCCUUGCAAUCGCCCCAUACCCGCCCAAUCUGAGGGCCAUCAUCGUCCCAUGAUCCGGAGACAGUCUACGACCGAGGAGAUUCUCAUCGCGCGCGGCUUCCGUCGUCAAUCCACCACCGAAGAGAUGAUCCGUUGCCGCAACUUCCGUCGCCAAAGCUCCCAGAGCGACGACACCUCCAGGUACCGUGGACGUCGCGACUCUUGCGCCCAAAUCACAGACGGCACCAUCGCUUCCAUGACCGUCGAGACUUCCAGCACAUUCUUCGACUCCAGCACCCAAACUG